Molecule: messenger RNA, 789 nt
Organism: Verticillium dahliae VdLs.17
Lineage: Eukaryota; Fungi; Ascomycota; Sordariomycetes; Glomerellales; Plectosphaerellaceae
Product: GDSL Lipase/Acylhydrolase family protein
Exons: 3
Coding region: 1-789 (262 amino acids)
Source: RefSeq, a predicted model, not a curated record
AUGGCUACGAAACCCUAUCCUCAGGUCGUCCUGCUGGGCGAUUCGCUGUUUCAGCACGCCGUCGAGGUUCUUGAUGGCUUCUCCUUCCAGUCGCAACUGCAGAUCCACACCAUCAGACGUCUUGACGUGAUCAACCGUGGCUUCUCGGGCUACAACACGGCCAACGUGGUCCAGCACCUCGACACGCUCUUCCAGCCGCCCUCGGACACGACGCCGAAGAUCGAGUACCUGCUCGUGCUGCUCGGCGCCAACGACGCCGUGCGGCCGAUGCACACGCAGCACGUGGCGCAGGACAAGUACCGCGCCAACCUGGCCAAGAUCAUCACGCACCCGGCCAUCGCCGCCCACAAGCCCAAGAUUCUGCUCGUGACGCCGCCGCCCGUCGACGAGAUCCGCAUCGAGGUCCUCGACAAGGAAAAGGGCUGGCCCGAGACGACGCGCUACUCCGCCAUCAGCGCGCAGUACUCCCAGCUGGCGCGGGACGUCGCCGCCGAGCACGAGGGCGUCGUCCUCAUCGACCUGUGGAAGGCCCUCAUGGACUACGCCGUCGCCAAGACGCCGGACUACGAGGCCGGCGCCGGCAGGCCCCUGCUCGGCACCUUUGAGAGUGGCCAGCGCGGCGUCCUCGCCGACCUGCUGCCGGACGGCUUGCACAUGAGCGGCGAGGCGUACCGCAUCUUUUACGACGCCGUCGUGCCGCACAUUGGAGCCGAGUGGGUGGGACGCGGGGAUGACGAUCGCACGGGCUAUCAGCUGCCGGACUGGCGGGAGUACCCCAGGGCAGAAUAG